Molecule: messenger RNA, 726 nt
Organism: Elaeis guineensis (African oil palm)
Lineage: Eukaryota; Viridiplantae; Streptophyta; Magnoliopsida; Arecales; Arecaceae
Source: RefSeq, a predicted model, not a curated record
AUGCGCGCGGCCUGGAGAGAUAAGGUCGCGGGCCUCGAAGCCGAGAAGGUCAUCCUUGUCGACCAAUUGCAGCAGUCGGUCGACCGAGAGAACCGACUCGAGGGAGAGGCCUCCCGACUUUCGGAGGAGGUCUCCGGACUCAAGGAGACCAAGGCGUCGUUGGAGUCGGAGCUUAAGUCGGCCAAGGAUGACGCGGCAAAGAAGUCCCGAACCAUCCGUCGGCUCCGACACGAGCGGGACAGUGUCGGCAAAGAGCUGGAGGCCGAGCGCGAGCAACUCCGAGCAAGUCUCGGGAACCUUGCCAAGGCUGAAGAAGGCCAUGCCGCCGCACAGGCCGACGCAGACGUCGCCAAAGCCGAGGCGGAGUCGGCAAAGGAGGCUUUGGGUCGGGCGAUUGAAGUCUUCCGGGACUCGGAGGAGUACCGCGAAGAGCUUCUGGAGAGCGGCUACCUCUCAUACCAAGUCGGAUACGAGGAUGCUCGGGAAGCCGUUCGGAGCUUGUACCUCGAACUCGAUCUCAGCAGUGUGGUUCUGCCAGAGUCGGAGGCCCCAGCUACGGAGGAGACGGUUGGACCAGCGUCGGAAGGUCUCUCCACCAGGGCAGAAGCCGAAGACGUCGCAGAGUCGGUCGCCGAAGAUCAGUUGGCCCCGACGGCUGAAGUCGGAGCAGAUCCGCCGACCAACUCGCAUCGUCGUCCAGUGGAGGACGUCGAUUCCGACGAUUAG